AGCACACCUUGGCGAAGAAGAAAAGGGAAAAACAUUUGAAGGGCAUCAACAGAUGGAGAGCAAUGGACAGAGUGGAGGUGAAUCCGUGCAACCGAUCAACGGAGAUGCUUCACAACCACAAACCUUGCUAGCUUUGGGGUGUGUUCCUCACCUUGCCAUAUCUAAUCAAGACAGUGGGAAGGUAGGCGGAACUCAGUCACAACCGCAGCAAUUAGAUAAGCCUGCAACGUCUACACGAAGAAAAAGAAAUGCUCCUAAAAUGAGUGAGGAGCAGCUUACCAGAAAAAGAAUGGCAGAUCAAAAAUCUAAGGCCAGAUCCAAGGAAAAACAUGAGGCAAUGAAGUCUCACAGAGACGAACUCCUUGACGAAGUUAAGCUUUUAAAAAUGAAAAAUGAAGAUUUACAGGUGAAAUAUACAGCUAAACUUGAGGCUGAAAUUGUCCAGUUGAAACGCGAAAGUAGUGACAAGGAUCAUCACUUGGAGGAACUUCAUUCUCGAAUUCGGAAAUUGAAAAGUAAACUUCGUGAAAAGGAUGACCAGAGAAAGAAUGCCCUUUCGGAUUUAUCCGAGGCUGAGAAGAAACUUAAGAAACUAUUACACCUAGAAUGGAAAUUGCUUCCAUCUCCUGAAGACGCCCAGGCCCAGCGUCAAAAUUCUCAGUCAACUCAGUCAAUUGAACCGCCUCAGCCUCAAGAUCAUGGCGAUUUGAUGCAGCGUCAAUUGCACCAGCCAGAGUUGCCAGCCCAAACAGGAAUCGAACUUCCUAACGCCGAUCAACCCGCUGAUGUCCAUGCCGCCAGGCAUCAUGCGAUCUUUGAUGUUCACCUGCUCACCGGAGAAGUCUCUACAGAUGCCCAAGCUGUAUCUGACAUUCUCCAAGCUGGCCCUGUAACGGAUCCGUUCCUCGCUGAUCUGUACAAUGAUAUGACACAGUGGAGCUGAAACGCCUUAGGUCUCUCUGUUUAGAAACGUUUCUGAAUUUUAGAGCAUGUUUGGUGUUGCCAAGGCUUUCAAUAUGACUAGAGCUUUUGGUAAAAUUUUUUUUUUUGAAAAGUCAAAGGACACUUAGGAACCUUAGGGUCAGUUUAGUCAGAUAGAGGUUUUGUACCCUGUAAAACAAAGUUGGAUAGAGGUU
This is a messenger RNA of Rubroshorea leprosula, 1136 nucleotides long. Lineage: Eukaryota; Viridiplantae; Streptophyta; Magnoliopsida; Malvales; Dipterocarpaceae. The record is from the annotation of a GenBank genome assembly.